AUGACGAAACAGGCAGAUGAGCUGAUACAUCGGGAAAGCCUAGAGGGGCGUCUCCUAUUCGCGGUGCCCAAGAAGGGCCGACUCAACUCCGCAACCCUGAACCUGCUCGAGGGCGCCGAUGUCCAAUUCCGUCGCGAGAAUCGCCUUGACAUCGCGCUCGUCAAGAACCUACCCAUCGCCCUCAUCUUCCUCCCCGCCGCCGACAUCCCCACCUUCGUCGGCGAAGGCAGGGUGGACCUGGGCAUUACCGGCUGGGAUCAGGUCAAGGAAUACGAUGCGCGCGUCCGCUCCUACGACCGCACUCGUCGAGUCUCCCUCGUAAACAACCCGGACGAGGCAGAGGACCUUAAGGUGGGCGGCUGUGACCGUGUCAUGGACCUGGGCUUCGGUGCCUGCAAGCUCCAGGUCCAGGUCCCCGAGAAGGGAGCGUAUGCUACCACACAGGACUUGGUCGGCAAGACCAUCGGUACGAGCUUCGUCGACUUGGCCGCCGAACACUUCGCCAAACUGGAGAUGGGGAUUGAGAACUCGUCCAACGGGGGCGCGCCUGUCAUUGCUAAGAAGCUGCGAACCAAGGUCAUCGAGCUGAGCGGCAGUGUUGAGGCGGCCUGUGCCUUGGGCGUGGCCGACGGUAUCGUCGAUCUAGUCGAAUCGGGAGAGACGAUGAGAGCGGCCGGACUCAAGGCUAUCGACACGGUGGUAGAGUCGCAGGCAGUGCUCAUCAAGUCACGUUCGCCGUCCAACCCGGAGAUGAUCAAUCUCAUCACGGCGCGGAUCCAGGGUGUCAUCACGGCGCAGAAGUACGUGCUGUGUCAGUACAACAUUGAGAGGUCGCGCCUGGCGGACGCUAAGGCCAUCACGCCGGGAAAGCGCGCGCCUACCAUCACCUCACUGGACGAGGAGGGCUGGGUAGCCGUGAGCUCCAUGGUGGUGAAGAAGGAGCUCGCCGUGGUGAUGGACAAGCUGACGGCGGUCGGGGCGCAAGACAUCCUGGUACUCGACAUCCACAAUACUCGAUAA
Messenger RNA from Sodiomyces alkalinus F11, 1020 nucleotides. RefSeq names its product ATP phosphoribosyltransferase. Gene Ontology annotation, molecular function: magnesium ion binding; ATP phosphoribosyltransferase activity. The record is from RefSeq and is a predicted model, not a curated record. The transcript is spliced from 3 exons. Gene Ontology annotation, biological process: L-histidine biosynthetic process. Gene Ontology annotation, cellular component: cytoplasm. Bases 1 to 1020 code for a protein of 339 amino acids. NCBI's taxonomy places the organism in Eukaryota, Fungi, Ascomycota, Sordariomycetes, Glomerellales, Plectosphaerellaceae.